Molecule: messenger RNA, 480 nt
Organism: Plectropomus leopardus (leopard coralgrouper)
Lineage: Eukaryota; Metazoa; Chordata; Actinopteri; Perciformes; Serranidae
Source: RefSeq, a predicted model, not a curated record
AUGGACCAGAGUAUUGCCGUUGUAAUUCCUGGAACUAACGAAGCUUGUUUUGGUCCUUUCAAUACUAAUGUGCCGAUCCCCUACCAUACUGUCAGUCUAAACCAUUACUCUGGAUAUAACCCUUCAAUGGGUGUCUUUACUGCCCCUUGUGCCGGCGUUUAUGUCUUUUCCAUCACAGUCUACUCAUAUGUGACGGAGAAUGAGCGCCUCUACCACAAAGUGCAGCUGAUGAAAAAUGGGAAAGUGAUGGUCAGCGUGUGGGAGAACAAUCGAGAAGAUCAUGAAGACAACGCCGUUCAGGUAAGACUAAUGGAGCUGCAGCAAGGUGAUCAGGUCUACGCCGAGCUGAUGUCUGGGAGGAAGCUCUGUAAACACCUGAAUUACAAUAUCUUUACUGGUCACAUACUGUACCCCUACUCCUACCCUUAUGGGUAUGGUCAUGAUUAUGAGUAUGACUAUGAUUACGAGUCUGAGUAUUAA